This is a messenger RNA of Periconia digitata, 1106 nucleotides long. Lineage: Eukaryota; Fungi; Ascomycota; Dothideomycetes; Pleosporales; Periconiaceae. The record is from the annotation of a GenBank genome assembly.
CAGGCACCAAGGAACCAACCGCGGCUGCUGCUGUUACCUCUCUCUUGCUUCCACUUGCUGCUGCUAUUUACAUCUCAUAUCGAGUGUCUACAUACAUAUCUAUCUAUGUGUGCAUACCAUAAUCAUUCAUCAUCUCCAUCUUUAUCAGAAUACAACUCACCCCGUCAUCUACCUACCAGUUAUCCAUCCAUCACGCGCGUACUCUGCACAUCUAUGAUUCCCUAUUAUUUCAUCCAUCCCGUCAUCCCCUUUCUUCUCCUUCUCCUUCUCCUUCUCCCUCACCCUCUCUCUUUCUUUCAAUUCUCCAACCAUUCACAUUCUCCCCCUUCGACCAUCUUCCCAACGCUUACCCGUGCCGUCUUCGUUCAAUCUUCGGCUAAAAGAACCCAGAAACCCCGUCACGAGGCUGUCCAACUGUUCCUUCGCUACACGUCUACAACCACCACCAACAUCCUAGCAGCCGCAACCCCAGAAGCAGUUAUCCGAAAUCAUCCAAGAAAAGAAUGAACCCCACGCGAGCGCAUAUUCGACGCCACAGAAUAAACCCCGUUUGGAUAUGAUUAGCCACACCCACGUCAACCACGUCAACCAAAGAUGCAAUGCAGAUGCCCUUAUUAUCAAAUCCUUGUUUUAUCCGCCAACCCUCCCUCUUCACAGCAAACCUUCGUCCCUGCCAAGAACCUCAACCCGCGUCAUGAUUCUCCAUCUUGAUCCUUGCUGAUUUCGUUCAACAAAUGCUGACGACACAUCAUUCAUCAAUCACUCUCGCGCAGAUUGCAUCGCAUCACAUUGCCAGUCCGCACGCCCCCCUUUGAUUCGCUUUCGACUUUGAUUUGGUAUAUUCAAAAAAAUGCACUCCCAUCUCCGAACCCUCGCUUGAGUCCCGUCACAUCGGCCCUUGUCGUCGUCAUGUGCCCAGCUUGCCUCUCUGAACACGUCUUUUCCUCGUCAUAUGCUCAAAACGCUCAUUCCGCCAAAGAAUCACAACCCAUCGUGCGUCGUCGUUCCUUUCCCAUGCUAAUGCCUGAAAUGCAAUGAGCCAUCGCCCCUGCAAUGCUAGAUCCGAAUCCCACAUGGUCAAAUACAUAUGCUGCCUGACUUGCUUC